CAUCCGCCUUUUUUUUGGGGAAGCCUUUAAAAUAUUCUCAUUUCCUUUUCGGAAUCGGAUCUGUGCGUUCCGCACACAAUUUCUUUGCCAAUCGGAGCUGGAAGCUCAGCCUGAUUUCAACGAAGGAGGGAGGGAGAGAUACCUAGAGCUAGAAGAUGUCGUGGCAAGCGUACGUUGACGAACAUUUGAUGUGCGAGAUCGACGGCCAACAUCUGACGGCCGCUGCCAUCAUCGGCAACGAAGGCGGUGUCUGGGCUCAAAGCGAGACCUUCCCGCAGUUCAAACCUGAAGAAAUAACUGCCAUUCUGACUGAUUUCGCUGAACCUGGAUCUCUUGCACCAACUGGCUUAUACCUUGGCAAUGUCAAAUAUAUGGUUAUACAAGGUGAACCUGGGGCUGUUAUUCGAGGGAAGAAGGGUUCUGGAGGCAUUACUAUCAAGAAAACAAAUCUUGCUCUGAUAAUUGGCAUUUAUGAUGAGCCGAUGGCUCCAGGGCAGUGCAAUGUGAUUGUGGAAAGGCUUGGGGAUUAUCUCAUUGAACAGGGAUUUUAAGUAUUGUGUUGUGCUUGUCCUUUUCAUUUGCUUUGAUGGAUUAUUGUACUCUUCGUCAUGGGAUUGCAUCUAAAGUUCUACACCAUGCAUGUGUUUUUCGCACGAAAUAAUCUAUUAAAAAUGUGUUGGUUUUGCGUGGGGGAAUUGCAUUUAAAUAUGUAUCUUUGCCCCCACUUCUGGUCAGAGUUGCUUUUACUUGCUGGCUAUGCAUUUCUUUUUUAAUUGGGUUGUGAGUUUUAUGAGAUGAAAUUUUAUAUGAUGCAAGUAUUCAAAACUUUUGUUUUUUUAAGUUGUAUUUAUUCAGGACCA
Molecule: messenger RNA, 860 nt
Organism: Phalaenopsis equestris
Lineage: Eukaryota; Viridiplantae; Streptophyta; Magnoliopsida; Asparagales; Orchidaceae
Product: profilin-3
Exons: 3
Coding region: 156-551 (131 amino acids)
Cellular component (GO): cell cortex
Molecular function (GO): actin monomer binding
Source: RefSeq, a predicted model, not a curated record